This is a messenger RNA of Drosophila willistoni, 2008 nucleotides long. RefSeq names its product heat shock 70 kDa protein 14. NCBI's taxonomy places the organism in Eukaryota, Metazoa, Arthropoda, Insecta, Diptera, Drosophilidae. Gene Ontology annotation, molecular function: ATP-dependent protein folding chaperone; ATP binding. The transcript has a single exon. The coding region runs from base 270 to 1811 and encodes 513 amino acids. Gene Ontology annotation, biological process: protein folding. Gene Ontology annotation, cellular component: nucleus; cytosol. The record is from RefSeq and is a predicted model, not a curated record.
AAAAACACAAAGUUCUAGCUUUUUAAACUAACUGUGAAAUGUGUUAAUCGCAGCAGGGCUGCAUACCGAUACACAUAACAGCUGAGAAAUUGCGCGCUCACUGAGAGAGAAAGAGAGAGAGAGAGCGAGAGACGAGAGAGAAAGAGAAAGGAAGAAAGAACGGAAAAAAACGUGCGCGUGUUUCCCCACUCUCAUUCUUAAUUCAAUUCAAUUCGGUUUAGUUUCCUUUAUUUUUGUAAAUUUCAAGUUUCCCCAAUUUUAAAUUAAGGAUGUGGCCACGUUUUGGCAUCAAGAUUGGCAACAGCACCCUCUGCAUUGCACACAUAAGGGCCGACGGUAAAGUUGAGGUCAUAGCCAACAAACAGGGAGAUCGCGUCUCGCAGGCGUGCCUUUUAUGGGAUGGAGCAAAUGAAAUAGAAUGUGGACUGACGGCCAAACAGAAAAUGGCCACCCGGCCCAGACAGGCGGUGGCUCAUAGUUUCCAAUUGCUACAGCCCAAAGAGCAAUUGACCGAGGAACAGCUAACGAAUGCCAUUAGGGAAAUCCCAUGUGAAUUCGAUCAGGAGGAGUUUGUGUUUCGCAUGGAGCAUACACAGCCAUCCGAACGCGAGGAUCAGGAUGAUAAAGUGGUGACCAAAGAGAUGGGCGCAUAUGAAGUGACCAUAGAACUGCUUAAAGCCGAACUUGAGUUAGCCCAUCAAUAUCAUACCGAUAGCGAGCAUGCUCCCAUUGCAGUAAUUUCCAUACCCAGCUACUAUACAUCGGAAACAAUCAGGCUGCUGUCGGAUGCUGCCAAAACAGCUGGUUUUCAUGUGGCUCAAAUUAUCGCCGAGCCCACAGCAGCCGUCUUGGGCUAUAAAAUCGGUGAGGAGCCCCUCAACGGCACUCAGCGUCAGCAUGUUCUCGCCAUCAAGUGUGGCGGUCUCUACAGUCAUUUCUCUUUGUAUGCCGUUCAGCACGGUUAUUACGUAGAGUUGGCCACUUUCGGGCCCUACCCCAUUGGUGGUCGCCAGUUUACCGAGGCCUUGGUCCAAUUCAUCUGUGAGGAAUUCAAACGGAAAUACAAGUUGGAUCCCCAUGAGUCACGCCGCUCGUUGGCAAAAAUCCGUACAGCAGCCGCCAAUUGUAAGCACAUUUUGACGACUCUGCCAUCCACUCAACUGUAUAUUGAUUCCCUCAUGGAUGGCGUCGAUUACAAUGUGCAAAUGUCGCGUGCCCGCUUUGAGAGUUUAAUUCAGCCGGUAAUCAAUCAGUUUAUCCAACAGUUGGGUGAAUGUGUGGACCGCGCCCAACAAGAGCAUCCCGAGGAUUUGAAACGCAUUGAUGACAUCGUUCUGCUAGGUGCCACCAUGCAGAUCCCCAAACUUCAGGCGGCCGUGGCUGCUCGCUUCCCUGAUGCCAAACUCCACAAUAGCCAUUCGGCCGACGAAGUGGUGGCCAUCGGUUGUGCCCGUCAAGCUGUAUGCCUUCUGGAUCCCGUCGAGCAGCAGCUGCAAAAGGCCGAUGAUUGUGUUCUCGUCGAGGAUGAUCUGUACAUUUGGCAUGGCAAUGAUAAGUCCAAUGCCAAAUUGGUUCUCGGCAAGGGUAGUGUUUUACCAGCCAAAAUUAGGCUGUCGUUGCCCCAAUCCGGAGAGGGUGAUGCCAAUAACUCGAUGGCACCAUUCAUGCUGCGUACUGGCGAGAGCGAGAUCUUGGCCCGCCUGCCCGACACCACUCCCACUGAGGAUGGUCUCUUUAAACUAGAAGUCGAGGUCGAUUGGAAUGACAAGGAUGGCCAUAUAGCACCCCUGGUGCGACUGCGUUGUAUGUAAGGGUCAGCCAGCCUUUUGUAGACUAUUUAUUGUUGGUAGCCUAAUGAUAAUUAAUUAAUACGACAAACCCGAACACAAACAAAUUAUAAAACAGAAACAAUUUAAUUCUAUACAUAUAUAUAUAUAUACAUAUAAUUAAAUCCAAAACGAAAAAUCUAAUAAAUUGACGGUUAUACAAGAACAAAUUUAAAACAAAA